Molecule: messenger RNA, 872 nt
Organism: Prosopis cineraria
Lineage: Eukaryota; Viridiplantae; Streptophyta; Magnoliopsida; Fabales; Fabaceae
Product: LEAF RUST 10 DISEASE-RESISTANCE LOCUS RECEPTOR-LIKE PROTEIN KINASE-like 2.4
Exons: 1
Coding region: 155-682 (175 amino acids)
Molecular function (GO): polysaccharide binding
Source: RefSeq, a predicted model, not a curated record
CAACACCUUCAUUUCUGGUCACUUUGUCACAUCACAUCUCUUCUGAAAGUCAGUUAUCUCUGACUCUGUCCAGCUUCUUGAACCUCAUCUAUGGGCGUUUGCUGAUAUUACACGUUCUCUAGAAUCCUUAUAAACAAGCGAUGGAUCAAUCAAAAUGAAGACUAAAUCAAACUUGUCAUUUUCCUCAAACUUAAAGCUCCCCAGUAAAACUGAAAAUUUCAAAGGCCUUGAUGUGAGGCAUAUCUUUCGUGUAUUGUAUAUCUUCCUCAGUUCAAUUUCAUACUUUCAUAACUCUCAGACCCUUUUGUUCUCAGUGUACGUUCAUAUUUUUCCGGGUCCCGACGAAAUGAAUCAUUCUCUUGCCCCAUGUUUCAUCUUCUUCCUUCUUCUUCUUCUACUUUUCAUCAUAACCGUUGGUGCCGAUGAUAGAUUCACAAACUGUAGUAGCCGGAUCAGCUGUGGAACCGUCAACAACGUUGGAUAUCCAUUCUGGGGAGAAAACAGAGCAGAAUACUGUGGUCAGCCUGGUUUCCAACUUGCUUGCCAAGACAAUACUCCAAAGCUGAUCUCCAACCCUAUCACUUAUCGGAUUCUCAAGUUCAGCUUGAGUGAUCAGAGUCUCACAGUGGUUAGGGAUGAUUACUGGCAAAACUCUAUGCCCAAAUCAGUACUUAAACACUAGCUUUGAUAACACCUUCUUCAAGCUUGCCGAUGGCUUUCAGGAAAUAGCCUUGCUAUAUGAUUGCAUCAAGAGUUUUGAUACAAUGGGUCAAUUCACCACUUCAUCUAAGGCAGAGUGUUCGAAGCAAAAGGUGUGUACUACGGGAGCUUAUCUACUUACAGUAUUGAUCUGACAGGAAUUUGCAAGGUCG